Lodderomyces margitis is the source of this 5094-nucleotide messenger RNA. Its product is annotated as aminophospholipid-translocating P4-type ATPase. The record is from RefSeq and is a predicted model, not a curated record. The transcript has a single exon. Gene Ontology annotation, molecular function: magnesium ion binding; ATPase-coupled intramembrane lipid carrier activity; ATP hydrolysis activity. Bases 1 to 5094 code for a protein of 1697 amino acids. Gene Ontology annotation, biological process: phospholipid translocation. Lineage: Eukaryota; Fungi; Ascomycota; Pichiomycetes; Serinales; Debaryomycetaceae. Gene Ontology annotation, cellular component: plasma membrane.
AUGGCAAAACCGAGGGGAUCACAGGAAAAUAGUAAUACCCUGGGUAGUCCCUUUAGUGAUCUGGCAGUUGAUUUCGACAACUCAUCCAUAUUGCCAUCACCAACAGAAGAAGGUUUUAAUAGACAUCAUUUACCUCACCCAAAUGGCACUAAUCACAAUAUCGAUGAUGCAUUAUCCGAUGAUUCAGUACCACCAACACCACAGCUAAACACCGAUCGAUUUGAAGGAGGCAGAUCUUCGUCUUUACGGUUCCAGUUACCUCCGGAAACAUCGUCCUCAUCACCACCACCACCACCUUCAUCAUCAUUUGCAACCCCACCAGCCACAUCCUCCUCCUCUUCAUCGAAUCCACUGUUAGGACAACGUCUUCACAGUAACCCGAACAAAUCCCCAUUUCUCGAUCACAACAACACAAUACUCGAAGACGAAGUGUUUGAAAAACCAAAGGCAGUAGAUGAGUGGGAAAAAUCUGACGAAGUUAGUAAUGAUAGUCUGGAAGACAUUACAAAGAGACACAGAUGGGGUACUACAAGAAAUAAACACGGUAGGCCAAAGAAGGAAAAUGUCAGCCGAUCAAAGACUCUCAAAAGAAUAUUACGUCCGCAUGGAGAUAAAAAUGUGUCAGAAGAUGACAACGACAAUCACCACCACAACCACCACAACCACUCUUCUCAUCACCAUCGACUGUUGAAAGCACGUAUAAAGUCUAUUCGAAAACCAAAUACACACACCAUUCAUUUCCCCGAGAGCAACAGAAACGAAUCAGAUUCUGAUGAAAAUAUAGAUCCUGAAGCUGGCGAUCUAAAAAACAGAAAGAAUGAAAAACGAACAAUUGUAUUUAAUAGACCAUUGCCCUCAGAUUUGCUUGAUCCCGAAACGGGCGAUCCAAUCACCGAGUAUCCCAGAAACAAAAUCAGAACAACAAAGUAUACACCAUUAUCGUUCUUGCCCAAAAAUAUAUUCAAUCAGUUUUUCCACAACAUUGCCAACAUUUACUUCCUUGUCUUGAUUAUAUUGGGAGCUUUUGAAAUUUUUGGUGUGCCAUCGCCAGUAUUGGCUGCUGUCCCAUUGAUUGUCAUUGUUAUUAUAACGGCAAUCAAGGAUGCUAUAGAGGAUUCCCGUAGGACGAUAACCGACUUGGAAGUCAAUAACCAAAACACCCAUAUUCUCGGUCAAGUAGAUAAUGAGACCGAUUAUCACUACGAAAACGUCAAUGUCAAUGAUGAAAAAGUUUCAUUAUGGCGCAGAUUUAAAAAAUGGAACACAAAGCAAAUGAUUAAACUAUGGGGUGCUUCAAAACGUAACUUGACAAAAGAAGGUAGAGCCAAUAAGGAACGAGAAAGGUAUAAUCAGGAGCAUAAUAUUUCCGAAGAAAAUGUUCGAAAUUCGUUUGAUAGUGAUAUUGGAUCGCCAAGAGCUUCAAUGGAUGCUAACCCAUUUAGCGAUCAAUUGCGCAAGUCUUUUCAGCAACAGCGUCACGAGGCUCAUCAGCACCAGCAUCAUAAGGUGUUGAAAUUUGUUCGCAAAUAUUGGAAAGAUGUCAAAGUUGGUGAUGUGUUGCGUAUUUACAAUAAUGAAGAAAUACCAGCAGAUGUGGUUAUUUUAUCCACCAGUGAUGACGAUAAUUGCUGUUUUGUCGAAACAAAGAACCUUGAUGGUGAAACAAACUUGAAAGUAAAACAAGCUUUAAAAUAUUCCUCAGUUAAUGACAAAGUGGCCAAAGCCGAUGAUUUAAUGGAUCAUUCGUUUGAGGUUAACUCGGAGGGACCCCAUGCUAAUUUGUAUUCUUAUGAAGGUAAUUUGCAAUACAGUGCCAGAGAUGGACAAGAAAUGCAAGAGGCAAUUACAAUCAACAACUUACUUCUUCGUGGUUGUACCUUGAGAAACACCAAAUGGGCUAUUGGUAUCGUUGUAUUCACUGGAUCUGACACCAAGAUUAUGUUGAAUGCCGGUGUAACACCUACAAAACAAUCGCGUAUGUCUCGUGAGUUAAACUACUAUGUGUUAUUGAAUUUCAUCUUUUUAUUUGUCAUUUGUUUUGUUUCCGGGUUGGUCAAUGGGUUAUACUAUCGAAAACAUGGUACAUCGCGAGAUUUUUUCGAGUUUGGAACUAUUGCCGGCUCCCCCGCUACAAAUGGAUUGGUAGGGUUUUUCGUGGCAUUGAUCUUGUACCAGUCAUUGGUGCCCAUUUCGUUAUACAUUACAAUUGAAAUCAUCAAGACGGCACAAGCGUGGUUUAUAUAUUCGGAUGUGGGGAUGUAUUAUCCUCGAUUGGACUUCCCUUGUACACCCAAAACAUGGUCCAUCAGUGACGAUUUGGGCCAGAUUGAAUACAUCUUUAGUGACAAGACAGGUACAUUGACACAAAAUGUGAUGGAGUUUAAGAAAUGUACAAUUAAUGGUGUCUCUUACGGGUUGGCCUAUACCGAGGCCCUUGCCGGGCUAAGAAAGCGUAUGGGAGUCGAUGUCGAAUCCGAAAGUGCCCAUGAACGUGCCCUUAUUGAAAAGGACAAGGUGGAUAUGAUUGAAAAGUUGCACGAUAUUCUGAAGAACCACACCUAUGAUGAUGAAAUUACAUUUAUAUCGCUGAAAUUCGUUGACGACUUGCAAGGCACCCUGGGUGACCUCCAGCAAGAAUGUGACCACCAUUUCAUGUUGGCAUUAGCAUUGUGCCAUUCGGUAUUGACGGAACAAAGUGAAAAGAAUCCUCACAAAUUAGUAUUAAAGGCCCAAUCGCCCGAUGAAGCUGCUUUAGUGGGUACUGCUCGUACAUUGGGAUUCAAUUUCAAGGGAACCACGAAACGAGGUUUCCUUGUUGAUGAACAUGGCGUAACUAAAGAAUAUCAGGUAUUGAAUACGUUGGAGUUCAACUCAACAAGAAAGAGAAUGAGUUGUAUAAUUAAAAUCCCGGGCAAUGGGCCCGAUGACGAACCUAAAGCUUUAUUGAUUUGUAAAGGUGCCGACUCGAUAAUUUAUGAUAGAUUGUCCAAGACUGAAAAUGAUCCAAAUAUGCUUGAAUCAACGGCUAAGCAUUUGGAAGAGUAUGCCACUGAAGGGUUGAGAACAUUGUGUAUUGCCGAAAGAGAAUUGACAUGGACUCAAUACACCGAGUGGAAUAAACGGCAUCAGGUUGCUGCAUCGGCAUUGGAAAACAGAGAGGACAAGAUGGAAGCAGUGGCCGACUCUAUUGAACGAGAGUUGAUUUUGCUUGGUGGUACUGCUAUUGAAGAUCGUUUACAGGAUGGUGUCCCUGAUGCUAUUUCGUUAUUGGGAGAAGCAGGUAUCAAGUUGUGGGUCUUGACUGGUGAUAAGGUCGAGACGGCAAUCAAUAUCGGGUUCUCGUGUAAUUUGUUGGGUAAUGAAAUGAAUUUGCUUGUGAUCAAGACAGCUUAUUCGAAUGAAGAAUUGGAGAAGAUGGAGCUAAGUCUAGGACACGGAAAUGGCGAGGCCCAAAUUAUCGAUACAGUCAUUUCGCAUUAUUUGCGCACGAAUUUCGGAUCAUCGGGUUCAGUUGAAGAGCAAGAGGCAGCAAUUGGCGACCACACACCUCCCGAUGAGCGCUUUGGUGUCAUUAUCGAUGGUGAUGCAUUGAAAUUGGCCUUGCUUAACCCUGACACCAAGCGCAAGUUUCUUCUCUUGUGUAAGAAAUGUCGAGCUGUCUUGUGUUGUCGUGUGUCACCGGCACAAAAAGCAGCAGUGGUCAAGUUGGUUAAAGAUACAUUGGAUGUGAUGACGUUGGCUAUUGGUGAUGGGUCGAAUGACGUGGCCAUGAUCCAGGCUGCCGAUGUUGGUGUCGGUAUUGCUGGUGAGGAAGGACGUCAAGCGGUUAUGUCAUCCGAUUAUGCUGUUGGGCAGUUUAGAUUUCUUGCUCGAUUGUUGUUGACACACGGAAGAUGGUCGUAUAAGCGAUUUAGUGAGAUGAUUCCUAGUUUUUUUUACAAAAACAUCAUUUUUAAUGUGGCAUUGUUUUGGUACGGGAUUUAUUGUGAUUUUGAUGGCACGUAUCUAUUUGAAUUCACGUAUCUUAUGUUUUACAACUUGGCAUUCACUUCGUUACCAGUCAUCUUUUUGGGUAUAUUUGAUCAAGAUGUUGAUGCCAAGGUGUCGUUAUUAGUCCCUCAAUUGUACCGCUCGGGGAUCUUGCGGAUUGAAAUGAGUGACAUGAAGUUCUACAUUUAUUGUCUUGAUGGUAUUUAUCAAUCGGCAAUCUCAUACUUUUUCCCAUACUUGUUGUAUGUCGUUGCAUUCCCCAACUCUAAUGGAAGACCAAUGGAUCACCGUUUUUGGAUGGGUAUUUUGGUGACGUGUAUUGCAUGUAUUUCAUGCAAUUGUUACAUCUUGUUCCACCAAUAUCGAUGGGACUGGUUGAGUUCGUUGAUUGUCGCUAUAUCCAUCUUGAUUAUAUUCAUUUGGACAGGACUAUGGACAGUCAAUGUGUCUUCGAGUGGAGAAUUUUACAAAGCGGCACCCGAAGUGUUUGGUAUGACAUCGUUCUGGGCAUGUAUGUUUAUUGGUAUCUUGUGUUGUUUGAUUCCGCGAUUCUUUUACGAUUUCUUGCAAAGAUUCUUUUGGCCACGAGAUGUCGACAUUAUUCGUGAAUGUAUCCAACGUGGUGAUUUUGCUGCGUAUCCAGAAGACUAUGACCCUACUGAUCCGGAUCGACAAAAAAUCAGUUCGUAUUCAAGCAAUGUCGUAAGCAGACUAAGCAUGAGUUCAAAAAGACAUCUGGGCGGCCCAGCACACAAGGACCAUACCACAACUUCGUCAUCGAAUGAAGAAUUAUCCAAUGGCAGUGGCAGUUACAAUCGUGCUGAUGUGUUUGAGCAAGUCAAUGGUGAUCAAAGUUACCAAAACCCACCAACUCCACCGCCAGGAGUCAUGAUGUCGCCUAUCAGAAAAAGAGCACAACGGUCAAUGAGAAACAUGUUUGGUGGUGGAAAACGAAGCAGUUCUGAUCCAUAUUUCAAUACUAAUGGCACACAAGAAUCAGUACAAACUGAAGAGAUUCCAUUGGAUGAUUUCGAUACUAAUCAGCGAAAUAUGGCUAGAGUCAGUUUUGAUAAUCAAAAACGAGUUAGUUCCCUGUAUCAAUAG